UAGUACUAAAACAAUAGUACAAAAUAAACAGUUUCGUUAUUUUAUAAAAAUUUCAAAAGUAUAUUAUAAUAAUUCAACAAAUUACAUAUCACAAUUUUUGCACAUAGGGGUUAAUAAUUAUGUCGGACAUUGAAAAUGUGACACCAAUGCUUAUUGAUGACGAGGAAGAAGAAUAUAUUUCACGACUAAAAUUUCGUCAGUAUAAAUUUAACUGGAUCAUCGAAGAUUUUGAUUUAAUAUGUAAGACAAUGAAAAUAUUUGAAUCUCCAAGAUUUCCUUCAACAAAAAAUGAUGUUCAAUGGUAUUUUAAAUUGUAUCCCGUGGAAUUAAAAGAAUACAACAAUGAGAUGUUUAACAUUCAUUUAUGCAACACAACUAACUUUAAAAAAAUUGUAAAAUGUCAAUAUUCUAUUUUAAAUGCUGCAGGAAUAGGACAUCAUUUUUUUUGUAAUAUGGUGAAUGGAAGUGCUAAAAUAAUUUGUAAUGAAACAGGAUCUUUCUUAUUUCAAGCAUUACAAUGGAAUAAAAUGCAAGAAAAGAAGAUUAAAUUAGUUUGUAAACUUAAUGUUUUUGAUUCGAUAAAUAAUAUUAUUCCAAAGCCAUUGACUCGUUCUGUAAGAGCAGACAAUCUUUUAAAUCAAAUAGAAUUUUUUUUUGACGAUCAAACUUUUAAAGAUGUCACUUUUAAAGUAGAGGACAAAGAAUUCAAUGCUCAUAAAAUAAUUCUCAUUCUUCGAAGUCCAGUAUUUGCAGCAAUGUUUCAAAUCAAAAUGACUGAGGAACUCACUUCAAUUGUUAAAAUUGAGGAUAUAAAAUCAACAAUUUUUCAAAAAAUGCUUCGUUUUAUUUAUACCGAUAAAGUGAAUGACUUGAAAGAAUCAGCUGCAGCACUAUAUUAUGCAGCAGAAAAAUAUCAGCUCGAAAAACUUAAAACAAUGUGCAUCAAUAGUUUGUGUAAAAAUUUAUCUUCAGAAACAGUUAUAGAAACACUUAAACUUGCAGAAAUGUUUUCAAUUUUCGAUUUAAAACAAAAAUCUUUAAAAUGUUUGGUUUUACAUUUAAAAGCAUUAGAGGGAACGCAUUCAUUUGUUCAAUUAGUCGAUAAUUAUCCACACAUUUGUCUUGAAAUCAAGAAAGUACAAAUAACGAAUAAUAAUAAUAAUAAACAAGAAGAUGAUGAUGGAGAUUAUUGCGCAAAAAUUAUAUAUGAAUUUAAAGUUUAAAAAAUAUGAAAGUUUUAAGGACACAUUGUUAUUAUAAUUGCUCUUUUGUUUUCUUUUUAAAGCAAAAAUAGUUAAACUAUUUUAUAACAAAAAACAGACAAUCGUCAAAAAUCAAAAGUUAGCUCAGUUAAUUAUAAAAUAAAUAUUUUUACUCUAUUGAAAAAUUAUACUUUUUGACGGUUAAAAUAGUUAUCGUCAUCAGUUAGAAUGUUGUGAAUUUGCAACUAAACGAUAGUCUCUUUUGUGUAUUUUAUUUAAUUAUAUCGAUAUUUAU
Leptopilina boulardi is the source of this 1497-nucleotide messenger RNA. Its product is annotated as speckle-type POZ protein-like. The record is from RefSeq and is a predicted model, not a curated record. Gene Ontology annotation, biological process: regulation of proteolysis; proteasome-mediated ubiquitin-dependent protein catabolic process. The transcript has 2 exons. The coding region runs from base 120 to 1223 and encodes 367 amino acids. Gene Ontology annotation, molecular function: ubiquitin protein ligase binding. NCBI's taxonomy places the organism in Eukaryota, Metazoa, Arthropoda, Insecta, Hymenoptera, Figitidae. Gene Ontology annotation, cellular component: cytoplasm; nucleus.